Messenger RNA from Phalaenopsis equestris, 432 nucleotides. RefSeq names its product ras-related protein RIC1-like. The record is from RefSeq and is a predicted model, not a curated record. The transcript has 5 exons. The annotation marks the transcript as partial. Gene Ontology annotation, molecular function: GTP binding; GTPase activity. NCBI's taxonomy places the organism in Eukaryota, Viridiplantae, Streptophyta, Magnoliopsida, Asparagales, Orchidaceae.
GAUGAUUCUUACUUGGAGAGCUACAUCAGCACAAUUGGAGUUGAUUUUAAAAUUCGCACUGUAGAGCAGGAUGGAAAAACCAUAAAGCUACAGAUAUGGGAUACUGCUGGGCAGGAGCGCUUCCGUACAAUUACUAGCAGUUAUUAUCGUGGUGCUCAUGGCAUUAUUGUCGUUUACGAUGUGACGGACCAAGAAAGCUUUAAUAAUGUGAAACAAUGGCUGAAUGAGAUCGACCGCUAUGCAACCGACAGUGUGAACAAGCUCUUAGUGGGCAACAAAUGUGAUUUGACAGAUGAAAGGGUGGUUGCCUAUGAAGCUGGCAAGGCCUUAGCGGACGAGGUUGGCAUCCCCUUUUUGGAGACGAGUGCCAAGGAUGCUACCAAUGUUGAACAAGCAUUCAUGAAAAUGACAUCGGAGAUAAAAAGCCGGUGA